GAAGUUGUAGUGGCGAGCGCAAGGGUGUGGUUAGUUGACAGUUUCCCCAUCAGCUUUUCAAAACUGGCAGAAAGAGGAAAGCGCAGUGGAUGCCGAGCUUCUGCAGACAUCUGGCAGCACCAGCAUCAUACAGGAUGGAUACAAAGAUUUCUAUGUCCUUUCUGUUCCUUGUAGUCAUAUUUAAAGUGUCGUGGGCCGAGGAUCCCACAACCACAGAUCAAAUGAUGUCUGUGAGUUCCAGUACGGCACAUACUGGUUCCGUUUCUGCUGGAGGAAGACUGGAAGCUGGAACUACCGGAGGGGCUAACGCUACCUCCAAUAAGGUCGUCACUGAAAAUGUCACUAAGCAGGACACAAAUAACCGCACUUCAGUCCACCCCACCGUGUCAGGAACAAAGACAACAGCUCUCACUAAGAACAUGACGGAGUCACAGACAAAGCCCACAUCGACUUCAGUGAGAUCCACAACAAAGACAACCAGCAAAAACAAGGCCCAUAUAGUUGUUCCCUGGGACCCCAAGUGGGACAAGGAUUUCACCUAUGAUUAUACAUCCCUGAGAUAUGCUGGCCUGAUCAUCGCUGCGGUGCUUUUCGUCAUGGGGAUAAUGGUUAUUAGCUGUGGCAAGGUCUGUCGGCUGCCCAGGUGCCACAAAAGAUCAUCAAAGUCGUAUCGGGUGGUCCAUGGAUGAGACUCGUAUACAGCGAUGGAUCCAAAAAGCUGCCAAGAACAGACUAGUCCAUCAGGAGGAAAAGCACGCAAAAACCUGGCAGGAUGUCGUUUGACAGACUCAUGUGCUUUUUUGGUAAAUGUCUUUGAAAAAAGAACUGAAUAAAUAUGGAAAACAUGAUGCAACCUGACAAUAGGAGAACAGCGCAACCAUCAAUCGUUUCAGUCCUGUAACCUGUUCUCAAAUUGAAGAGUAUACUAAAAAGUCUUGUCUUGGCAAAUUAUGACAAAGUGAUUCAUGUUUUAAUUCAACCAUGAACAAGAAUGAUCAUAAUGACCUUUGUAUUUUGCUGUAGGCAGUGUCUCAUUUUGGACUGUCGUUGAAGGCUAUGAGGAAUAACUCCACAUCUCAUUUUUUUGACAGCCUCUGACAUUUUUCACUGUCAUCAUUAUAACAAAUAAAAAAAUAAAAU
Messenger RNA from Cololabis saira (Pacific saury), 1140 nucleotides. RefSeq names its product FXYD domain containing ion transport regulator 5 (gene fxyd5). The coding region runs from base 90 to 689 and encodes 199 amino acids. The record is from RefSeq and is a predicted model, not a curated record. Gene Ontology annotation, biological process: regulation of sodium ion transmembrane transporter activity. Gene Ontology annotation, molecular function: sodium channel regulator activity. Gene Ontology annotation, cellular component: membrane. The transcript has 10 exons. NCBI's taxonomy places the organism in Eukaryota, Metazoa, Chordata, Actinopteri, Beloniformes, Belonidae.